CUCAGUUGGUGUGCGCAAGCGGCAAUAGGAAAGACAAAGAACUGAAAUAAGGAAGAAAUGGACUUCUAGCAACUCCUAACCUUCUGGUUGGAGGGGCAUAUGUGUUCACGGUGGUCUUGGAUGUUUAUGCAGCAAAAAUUCAUUUAAUAAGACGUUUGAAACCAUCAGUCGAAGUGUUGCACCUUCAUCAACCAGCGAGAAAACGUUGGGAGCAGCUACAUUGUGAGUAUAUGUUAUUAUUACUAUUAUUUGAUGUGUUUAUUUUGGAGUUAGGAAAAAGCCCUACCAGCUGCCACUGCCUACUAUAGAAAAUACCCUUUCAAAGAGCGCAGAUGAAGCUGGUGAGGUUUGUCAGAAAAGCUACAGCAAGUUUAUACAAGUUGGGUAUAAACAUUUUUCUGUCCUUCCAAAUAUUCCAAGGGAUUCGCCAAUGUUACCCUAUGGUAGUAUGUUUGCAUGUUGUUCUAUCUUUGCACCCUAAAAUCUGUGACCUGAGGUUGGUCCAAUUUUCUGCCUGUCUCCAUGGGAAGCACGGCUCUAUACCUCAACCAGAUGUAUUUUUGUUGCAUCAAAGAAAAUGUGGUGAGAAAAGGUGUUUUUGUCAAACAUCCUGUAUAUAACCCACAUCUCUGUGCAUCUGUGGGAGUGCGCACAUGCAUGUCCUUAACCUAAAUGUUAUUGGUCGGUUUACUUUUCUUUUUGUUUCAGGAACUGAAGAGCUGACGGGUCACUCGGUUGACCGACCAUGACAUCUGCCAGGCUCUUCCUAAGUGUCGAGCUAAAGCUGCUGCAGGGUUAAACUGUUAAAGCUAGUCAAAACUUUGCCAAAAAGAGUAGAAAUUAAGCAAACAUUGUUACUUCACCUCAUCCUCCUCUGGAUGUCUCAGGCACACCACCUGAAUCUGGGAAUCUCUAUUCUCUACCUCCUGUUUAUCACGUGGGUAGGCUUUCCUUACCUAUCUUUAUCUGUUAGUGUAAAUUGUUUAUUUUUUAAAAGUAGGCCAUUCAAGUGUGUGUGAGCGUGUUAUGUUAUACGCAUUGGGCCUUGUAUGGUGUCGCAUGUAUUUUUAUUUGUGUGGGUGAGGUUUGUGCUGGUUUUGUGCCACAUGAUGCAUGUUGGACAUGUGGUUGUGCUCAUGUGGGUGAGGUUUUGGACUUGUUACUCCCAUUAGAGAUUAAACAGCAGCUUGAAUGAAAUGUGAACAAAUUGAUAUGCAAACUAUUGAGAGUAUUUAGAUUUUACCCGCUUUGACCUCCCGUUUUUCCAGGUACAAAUAUGAUGCACAAAUCCCAUUUCUUUUAGCCAUUUAUCAUUAGCUGCAUGAGGACCUGUGUUUAUCUAGCCAGCAUCCACAGUGAGCAGGGAGGUGAAAGGAUGAAAAACAACUAACCAGUUGUUUGAGAGCCGUUAAGUAUGAUGGAAGAUCUCCAAAGCUUCAGGCCUGUGUCUCCUUCAGAGAUGCUGGAAACCUUGUUAAUAUACACUAACAAAGUCCCCAUGCAAGUGGACGCACACUGUACACAUGGUUAUUAACUUUUUCAAACCAAACGCAUUUUUAAUCAGAUUUGGUGGAGCCAGCAGUGGACCGAAAAUGGAUCAUCUUUCAACAAGAUGGUGAUCCAAAACAUAUCAAAUCACCACGGAAACGGUUAACUAGACACAAAAUCAACCUUCACCGAUGAUCAUCUCAACCAAGAAACCUGAAUCAUAGAAAACGUGAGAUGAAGAAAACAGAGGCAAUAACGACGAAUGCGUGGGUGAAUGAGUGUGAUAUUGUGUGUUUCCGGACGCAGUAAAAGGCUCUUUUUCUUUUUUACAGAAUACAGAAUAAUUUUUACAGAAUACAGAAUUAUUCAUUCUGUAUUCCUUACAUCAAGGCUGCUUUUUAACAUGCUUUAUUUUUUGAGGUAAUAAAUCUUGGUAAAAACAGGUCUAAAUUUAGUUUUGACUUUUAAACUAAAUGCAUAGCAAAUAUACAUUUAAAGCAUUUAGACAUUUUAAUUUCUAAAAUUGCUCAAUGAAGGUCCCAGUAAUAAUUUUCUAAUAACAGAAUAUGCUCAUUCCAAAUGUUUGUAUGACCUUAUACCCCUUGUUGAUCCUUUGUUACACAAAGUCCCCUCUGGUAAAUGUAAUGCAUGAUGAUGCCAGCAUGCAAAAUAUUUUCAGUGACAAGAUGCGCAACCUCUGCCCACAUCAAACUAUAGGGGAAGUGCUGUUUGCUGCAGUGGAGCGGUUUAUAUACAACGAGCUUGUGAAAGAGUUGCAGUAAAACCAAGUGCUGGUCCACAAUGACGCUACUGGCUUACACUAUACUGUUGGUCUGUCUUUCUGCUUAUUCAGAAAGCACUGUUAUUUCCAAAGAGCCAGGUGGAAGCAUCAAUUUGACAUGCUCCUCUGAUGAAUGUCCAGACAAAAUCGACGGAUACAAUUAUCUGUAUCUGUACCAUGAGAAGGACGAGGUCCUGUUCUUUCCUUUCACAUCUCAGAGUGUGGCUGUGCCAAGAGAAAAGUAUAAACGCAGGAUCCAGACACACAGAUCUACCAUGACCUUUACUAUCAGCAACCUGACUGUGAAUGACGAGGGUAUCUACAAAUGUGUCUACAAAAAAUCGGAUAAAGUCUUUGUCAAUUGCGGCAUCUAUGGAGUUUUCAUAACAGAAACAAUGUCAUGUCCCACGAUGCCUCCCACCAAAUGUUCCACCUGCAUUGAGCCAAGGACAACCCUGAUGUUAUUUAUAAUUUUAAUCUGCGUCAUCAGUGUGCUGGCCAUGUGGAUCUUCUUCUUGCUGAUCAUUCCAAGGGUGAAACAAUGGUGCAUAAGGAGAAGAACGGGAGGCGACCAGAAUGUCACCACUGAUAAUGUGUAUGAAAUCAUGAGCGGGAACGCACGAGGCCAAGCUGCUUAGAAAUUCAGUCAUGUUUGCAUUUUACUCACCAUGAUAACAGAAGAGACACUGCCUCACCUGCGCUCCCUGACUGCAAGUCACUGACCUAAAGCAAGUACUACAGUCAUGGACAAAAGUUUUGAGACUGACUAACUUUACUGCCUCAGUUUAUAAUGAUUUCAAUUUCCACCCAGUUGAGGUAACUACAAAAAUGAAUCAGAUAAAAUCGCUAAAUUUUCCUUUGCAUGUUUUUACCUUCCCACAAAAUGACCUGCUAACAUCGUUUUCUUGAUCUUAUCUUCAUCUCUGUUGACAGCUUGAA
Xiphophorus maculatus (southern platyfish) is the source of this 3208-nucleotide messenger RNA. RefSeq lists its product as uncharacterized. The transcript has 6 exons. Gene Ontology annotation, cellular component: membrane. NCBI's taxonomy places the organism in Eukaryota, Metazoa, Chordata, Actinopteri, Cyprinodontiformes, Poeciliidae. The coding region runs from base 2290 to 2907 and encodes 205 amino acids. Gene Ontology annotation, biological process: adaptive immune response. The record is from RefSeq and is a predicted model, not a curated record. Gene Ontology annotation, molecular function: signaling receptor activity.